Lolium rigidum is the source of this 663-nucleotide messenger RNA. RefSeq names its product 60S acidic ribosomal protein P1-like. The transcript has 4 exons. Gene Ontology annotation, biological process: cytoplasmic translation; translational elongation. Gene Ontology annotation, molecular function: protein kinase activator activity; ribonucleoprotein complex binding; structural constituent of ribosome. NCBI's taxonomy places the organism in Eukaryota, Viridiplantae, Streptophyta, Magnoliopsida, Poales, Poaceae. The record is from RefSeq and is a predicted model, not a curated record. Bases 104 to 433 code for a protein of 109 amino acids. Gene Ontology annotation, cellular component: ribosome; cytosolic large ribosomal subunit.
CUCCGCCUCUCCAAACCCUAGAAGCCAACCUUGCCUCCUGCGCCUCCACAUCCGCCGCCUUCCCCACGAGAACGCAGAUCCGCCUCGGUGAGAAUCCGUCGCCAUGUCGUCCAGCGAGGUCGCCUGCACCCUUGCCGCCCUCAUCCUCCACGAUGACGGGAUCCCCAUCACAUCUGAGAAGAUCGCCACCGUCGUCAAGGCCGCAGGCAUCAAGGUUGAGGCCUACUGGCCCGCGCUCUUCGCCAAGCUCCUCCAGACCCGCAGCGUCGACGACCUGAUCCUCUCCGUCGGAUCUGGUGGUGGUGGUGCUGCACCUGCUGCCGCUGCACCUGCUGCAGGCGGUGCCGCAGCUGUCGAGGAGAAGAAAGAGGAGAAGAAGGAGGAAGCCAAGGAGGAGAGCGAUGAUGACAUGGGCUUCAGCCUUUUCGACUAAGCAGUUCCAGUCCUGCUUUCAUAUGCGAAAUCGCCUGUUAGGCUAUAAGACUCUUAUGUUGUUCCUUUAGAUCAAAGUUUGGAGGAUUUGAUAUGUCAUGUUAUUCUGAAUUUAGUACCCUUGCAAUGAGUACGUCGAACCUCCGUGGAUGUGCUUGGUGUCCUAUCCUAAGAUGUGCUACUCGUUGAGUAUCAGUGUUCAGAUUAAGUCUCAAAUGCUGUGUUUUCUGA